Molecule: messenger RNA, 1223 nt
Organism: Amorphotheca resinae ATCC 22711
Lineage: Eukaryota; Fungi; Ascomycota; Leotiomycetes; Helotiales; Amorphothecaceae
Exons: 3
Coding region: 6-785 (259 amino acids)
Biological process (GO): L-tryptophan biosynthetic process; L-histidine biosynthetic process
Cellular component (GO): cytoplasm
Molecular function (GO): 1-(5-phosphoribosyl)-5-[(5-phosphoribosylamino)methylideneamino]imidazole-4-carboxamide isomerase activity
Source: RefSeq, a predicted model, not a curated record
CAACCAUGACCAAAUUUCGACCUUGCAUCGACCUGCAUUCUGGACAGGUGAAGCAGAUUGUUGGAGGAACAUUGACUACUACGUCCGCAGAUCUCAAGACGAAUUACGUAUCAAAGCUACCAGCAGGCCAUUUUGCAAAACUGUACAAGGACAAUGGAUUAGAGGGGGCGCAUGUUAUUAUGCUAGGGCCCGGAAACGAGGAUGCAGCGAAAGAGGCAUUGGCAGAGUGGAAAGGAGGUUUGCAAGUUGGAGGAGGCAUAACAGACAAGAAUGCGAAGCAAUGGAUUGAAUGGGGUGCUGAAAGAGUCAUAAUUACAUCCUUCCUCUUCCCUGAAGGGAAGUUUUCACAAGAGCGGCUCAAUUCGGUCCUUGCAGCACUCGACGGUGACAAGGAGAAGCUUGUCAUUGAUCUCAGUUGCCGGAAGAAGGACGAUACUUGGUUCGUAGCUAUGAAUAAAUGGCAAACCAUCACAGAUAUGGAAGUCAACGAAGAAUCUAUCAAAUCGCUUGAACCAUACUGCUCCGAGUUUUUGAUCCAUGCAGCAGAUAACGAAGGUCUCCAGAAGGGAAUAGAUGAGCAACUUGUCGAAAAGCUUGCACAAUGGUGCAGUAUACCAGUGACAUAUGCUGGUGGCGGAAGAAAUCUUCAAGACCUGGAUCACGUCAAGAACCUCAGCAAAGGACGAGUGGAUCUGACGAUUGGAAGUGCUCUCGAUAUCUUCGGAGGAUCAGGAGUAACGUUCGAAGAGUGUGUUAAGUGGAAUCAACAACAAAUAGUAUCCUGAAUCGGUUUUCAAUGCCAUCCAUAACUACGUAACGGGGUACCUACACUAUCUACGUCGACAUCGAUCCAGGCUCAGGUAUCCGGUUGCACUGGGUUUAGACUAGAUGGAAAGUGACAUUUUGACCCUUCUCCUUACUGUUUUAGGUUUAUUGUUCUUGUCAGCAUCUUUCCCUUGAAUCUGUUGUCUGUCCUCACGUCAAAUCGCAGUUUGGGUCUCCUGCUUUUCAACGAUACUUUACUACCUGAACUUCCCUGUCAUGCGAUUUAAAGGUUCAAGUAACCUUAAAGACUCGGUAUUUUUAAGGUGGAUAAUAGGAUCAAAACUUCGAAUUCUCUGCUGCAAUAAUCUCUCUCAUGCACCAGGCCAAAUCGGUUUAUAUAAUACAUACAUACGCCAGAACUCCAACCAUUAUGCCUCCUAUCCAGCGCUUGGUUUUAU